Messenger RNA from Cooperia oncophora, 2070 nucleotides. The record is from the annotation of a GenBank genome assembly. Lineage: Eukaryota; Metazoa; Nematoda; Chromadorea; Rhabditida; Trichostrongylidae.
AUGGCAUUCCCUCGUAUGAUACGAUGCGAAAAUACGCAUCAUGAAAGUGUAGGAAGUGUAGACGAUGCUAGCAGGACGCACACAACAGGUGCGACAGUCAUGUGCCAUGUUUGUGGCGAGGAAAUUGAACUCAACGGUCGUGACAACCAACAUGUUGUGAACUGCAAUGGGUGUCACGAAGCUACACCAAUUCGUCCGGCUCCUGAUGGCGUGAAAUAUGUACGUUGCCCAUGCAACUGUCUUCUAAUUUGCGAAGUAGCAUCCACACGUAUUGCAUGCCCACGCGGAAACUGUCGCCGUAUAAUUACUCUUGGACAUCGCGAACCUCAAGGAAGCGCUAUUCGUGCACCAGCUAGCAGUUGUCGUGUCCAAUGUGUUCACUGUUCCGAAAUAUUCGACACCUUGAGCAAUUAUCUGGCGCACUGCCCACAUUGCAAGAAGAAUACUUCUAUAAAGCGAGGGGCUGAAGAUUACGAGGAGAUGGACACGACAGCGUUGGACAGUUCUCAAACAAUCGACCAAGACUACAGCAGUUUUUUGCCUUUGGAGAAAGAAGAAGACCAGGCUGGCCAAGGCGGGUUUCGAUCCGCAGCAGGUGACACCUCUUCUUGCCACUGCGGCUCACCCAGCCGCCCUCGUCGAAAGGUAAACCUCACGGGCGAAUUGUUUAGUGGAGCUCUGGAGGAAAGUAAGCAAGGAAUUCACAAGGUUAUAAGAUACUCGAUACCAGGUACAUCAUUCGGACCUAGCUGGGCAAGCUGUCGAUCGCAAUUUUUUUACAGGUCAGACCUUGUGUUAUGUUUUCGAGCACCUCCGAACGACGAGACAAGGGAAUGUUGUGUAUCGCUGCACGGGAUGCCGCAAGAGUGGGAAGACCGUGAGCAUUGCGGUAAUGCGAAUUUGAAGCUUGUGGUCAAUGAAUGCAACCUAGUUACCGAUCCCGUCCACCUGCCGCACAUCUGCAUGCCAUGGAGGAAUUCAAAGGAGAAAGUCGAGCGUAUGGUAUUAGAGACUUGCCAUGAAGUUCCGAAGGCAGUUCGCUUUGCGCACGUUAAACCACGUCAAGUAUACCAGCAGGUGUUGCUCAGAGUUCAAAAUAGUGACGUUUCUGGUGAAAGGGAGCGAGACGAGAUGCUUGGUUUUUUCGUCCGUGAUGGUUACGAGUCACGCCGCUCAGUAUUUGCAAGGGCAACUGCGAAACUUCACGAUAGGCGGGUCACGAUGGACAACGUGCCGCCGGAGUACGCUUUUUUGGAGGAGGGAACGUCCUUCUUGCAGCACAUGAGCCCAGACCUGCACAUUUAUUACUCUACAGAUGUUAUAGCAAAGGCUUGUCGUUUGGGGCUUCGUGCCUUGGUUGCUGAUGGAGUCCACGACCUUCAGCCGCAAAUAACGAACAAGCAUGGGCAACUUUACACCGUCCACGGAGUGGUGCCGGGCCUUAGGGAUUUUCCCGCUAGCUUUCGCGAUUGCAUUAAGCGGAUCUUUCAAGCAGUGAGGGAUGCCAUCAUCGCAGCUGGCGGAUCAGAAGACAUACGAAUUGUAUUGGACUUUGAGAAAGCCGCCAUUAACGCGGCCAGGAGGUGCUUCCCAAGCGCAUCAGUAGAGGGGUGCGCUUUCCAUUUAGCGCGCGCGUGGAACAGACAAAGAGAUGAUCUUGGGUUGCUCCCGCAGUUUCUCGACUACCUUCAGCGCCAUUGGUACGAGGGCCCUUUCAGGGACAUGUGGAACAAAUGGAACAAGAAAAGUCUCCGCACCACUAAUGUAGCCGAAGCCUUCAACAGAGAACUUGGAGUUGUGCUUGGAGUGAGGUAUCCCCCUAUGGCAGACCUCAUUAUCGCACUGCACGGCUUUGUGGGCAAAGCAAGAGGAACACUCGACAACGCUGACCGGAGGAGAGCAGAACCGAAACGUGUUCGCCCAGAGGAUGUCCAGCGACGUCGUCGCGUAUCCAGAGAGAUGGCCCGCUUCAAAAUCGUCCUUCGCCGCAACGCCUUCAUUCGGACCACAACGAUAACCACUUACUGUCGAAGAAUGUCCGAGUUCAUCACCGAACAGUCGCGUACAUAA